Molecule: messenger RNA, 1346 nt
Organism: Apis mellifera (honey bee)
Lineage: Eukaryota; Metazoa; Arthropoda; Insecta; Hymenoptera; Apidae
Product: protein FAM45A
Exons: 4
Coding region: 223-1281 (352 amino acids)
Biological process (GO): regulation of early endosome to late endosome transport; protein transport
Cellular component (GO): late endosome
Molecular function (GO): guanyl-nucleotide exchange factor activity; small GTPase binding
Source: RefSeq, a predicted model, not a curated record
UUUCAUUUAUAUUAAUAUAAUCUGUAUGUGAAAUAUAACCUUAAGAAACGUCAAAUUUAACAAGCUUAAUUUUAAUAUGUAUCUAUAGUAUAAAUACUUAUAUUGAAAUAUAAUGAUUACAUAUUAUUUAAAUAUCUUAAUAAAAAGAAUUAUUAAUAUGAUGUUUGUUCAUUUUAAUAUUAUUUGACGAAUUUAUCUAUCAGUAACAUAUGUAUUUUCGAAAUGGCACCUCUUACAGAUUUGCUAUCAUGUAGCAUAAUUGAAAAAGAUUCUAAUGGUGAUAUAUUAUGGACAUGGUCUUAUCCGAUAGUUUCUGAGUCACAAAAAACAGUUGUUGCAAGAAAAUGCAAUUUAGAAGUAGAACAUAAUUCUCCCCAAGUAUUUGUAUUUUCAAGACAUAAAUCUGAUUGGUUCUAUAUACAUUGUAGUGAAGUAUUUGAUUCAGACAAAUUACCAAAAGUGAAGCAAUUCGCAUUGAUUUUAUUUGCCAAGGAUUUCAAUCCAAGAAAGUAUGAAGUAUUGUCAAGAGUCCUUAGCAAAAUGUAUUGCAAAACUGGAAAACCAACAGAAAUAUUACAAUUGUAUUUAUCUGUAUUUACAAAAGGAUCAUGUUCUACUCAGGAAAAUGGAACAUUUGUCUCUGAUGAUUUUAAUAGUCAUUGUUUUAUAACAAAUACAAAUAUUAGAGAAAUGAUUAAAACAUUUGAAUUAGAAACAAUAUUGAUAUAUACAGCUCUUCUUUUAAAAAAAAGAAUAAUAGUCUAUCAUCAUAGUUUAGAACAAUUACUAAAAUGGAUUGGAAUAUUUCCUGCACUGAUGAAACAUCGCAAAGUCACUGAUAAUUUGUUUCCUUGGAUUGAUUUAAUUGAUGAUGAAUUGGCAGAAUUAAAAGGACAGUCAUAUUAUAUUGCAGGCUGUAGAAAUAGCUCUAUUUCAUCAAGAACAGAUUUAUUUGAUCUACUUGUAAAUAUUCCAGCCAGAGAAAUUACAGUUGCUUCGCAUGCAAAAGAAAGCCUAACAAUGACAAAAACACACAAAGAAAUAGCUUUAUUUAUGAUUCAAUUAAGUGAAAAUCAAUCUUAUAUAGAAACUCAAAUAAUAUCUGAAAUAAAUGAUAAAACUCAAGAUCUAUUGAAUCAGCUGAAAUCUUUAGCUGUAGUUCAAAGUCCUGAUGGAAGAAAAAUGGUAUCAGCGCAAACAUUGAAAGAAAAAAAUUUACCACCUGCAGUAGAAAAUUUUUUAAUUAAUUUGGCUAUAGCAGAAAAUUUAUUUUUAUUGUAAUUUUAUAUAUUUUUAUAAAUAUAUUCAUUUAAUUAUAUUAUAAUUAAAUAAAUGAUUUCAUCAUA